AUGUUCGAAAUUUUGCCCCUUCUCCACCAUUUAUUUCACUUGCCAGCUCCUUCCCAUUCUGGCUGGAGCCUGGAGAGAGAGAGAGAGAGAGUCACGACGAUCUCAUAGACUCGUUGUAUGUGCCCCAAGAAAAUGGAGUGAGACGGAUGAUUCCCCUGAAUUGAGAAUUCUCAGGGUUCUUUUUUCCUGCUGGAGAAUUGUUUCCGCGUAAAAUCCACCAAAUGGGGGCAGAGAAGAACCCCUCGAACGCAACCUUGGAACUCGGUUGCGGUGGUGGCGAUGGGAACGCUAGUAACAAUACCCAAAUCAUGUUGAACGUCUACGACCUCACGCCCAUCAAUAAUUACACCGUGUGGUUCGGUUUUGGCAUCUUCCAUUCGGGUAUUGAAGUCCACGGAAUGGAGUAUGGAUUUGGAGCUCACGACUUCCCUGUUAGUGGAGUAUUUGAAGUGGAGCCUAAGAGCUGCCCGGGUUUUAUCUUCAGAUGUUCCAUCCCAUUGGGUCAUAUAAAAAUGCCUCCCUCUGCAUUCCGGACAUUUAUUGAGAGCGUGGCUUCCGAGUACCAUGGGGAUUCCUACCAUCUCAUUACUAAGAAUUGCAACCAUUUUACAGAUGACAUUGUGUUUAGAAUGACUGGAAAACAUAUCCCUGGCUGGGUGAAUCGGCUUGCUUGGCUAGGUAAUGUGUGCAGUUGCCUGCUUCCAGAAAGUCUCCAAGUAACCGCUGUUAAACAGCUACCUGAGUAUCAUGCAUGUACAGAAGAUGGGACGGAGUCUUUAUCAACCACCACCCACGAGCCGACAGAAAGCGACGAUGCAGAUCAAGAUAAGCUCCUUCUUUCGCCGUCUGCUGGUAACUCGGAAGUUUCUUUUGUUAAAGAGGUCCAAAGGUGAUAUCAAACUUCAUUCUUGAAAUCAAUCUCAUGGCGGGGUGUGCGGAAGAAAAUUCUUUCCUCACUGAUGUAUAUCUUCUGCUGUGUUCAUUGAACUCAUUGCUUGUAUGCAUUGUUGUUCGCUCGAUUUGCUGUAAUUCUUUUCCCGGUUUCUUCUUCCCCUUUCACUUUUCUGUUUGUCUAAUUUGACCUGUUAUUUUGGAUUGAAGAAUCGGGAGGUAGAUAGUAGGGUGGUGUGUUUUUUUUUUUGUUUUUUUCUUGUACAAAUACCAUGUACUAGUAUGUAUUAAGCUAUGAGCAAGUGAAAAUGACUUCAUUGAUCUU
Rhododendron vialii is the source of this 1216-nucleotide messenger RNA. Its product is annotated as deSI-like protein At4g17486. Bases 222 to 893 code for a protein of 223 amino acids. Gene Ontology annotation, biological process: protein deubiquitination. The record is from RefSeq and is a predicted model, not a curated record. Gene Ontology annotation, molecular function: deubiquitinase activity. The transcript is spliced from 4 exons. NCBI's taxonomy places the organism in Eukaryota, Viridiplantae, Streptophyta, Magnoliopsida, Ericales, Ericaceae.